This is a messenger RNA of Neohortaea acidophila, 2146 nucleotides long. RefSeq lists its product as uncharacterized. The record is from RefSeq and is a predicted model, not a curated record. Gene Ontology annotation, biological process: carbohydrate transport; transmembrane transport. Gene Ontology annotation, molecular function: carbohydrate:proton symporter activity. Gene Ontology annotation, cellular component: membrane. Lineage: Eukaryota; Fungi; Ascomycota; Dothideomycetes; Mycosphaerellales; Teratosphaeriaceae. Bases 406 to 2073 code for a protein of 555 amino acids. The transcript has 3 exons.
CGUAAGCCUGCCAACAUCCCCCUGCACACCCUCUCCUCCUCCGCUCGCCGCCGGAGCAAGCGGUUCGCGCGGAGAGCAGAAGAGCAGGGCUCGGACGAGGCGUACGACGACGACGACGACGACUCCAACUCCGACUUCUCCCUUUUGAGCGAUACCGGGGACCUGGUCGAUCAGCUUGGAGACGAGGAUCCGCUUGCGCACCGAGUCUUUGUCGAUUCGCCGCGGCGGGAUCGAAGAGGCCGCUUGGGCGGACGGCGGCACCUUAGCCACGACUCUGCUGCUUCGGGCGGGGAGAAAGACGGGCACAACGAGGCCUCGCAUGGUGUCCCGAAGAAGGAGGACAUACCCAUCCCUACACCGCCGCCGCGACGCAUCAAUUGGGGCGAACGCCUGCUCGUCCUCGCCAUGGCGCCCGGCGAUGGCCCGUCGCGCAUGCACGGCCUGCACGGCAAGAAGCUGAUUUAUUUCUUGUCCAUUUUCGUCUCGCUCGGCGUGUUUUUAUUCGGCUAUGAUCAGGGCGUCAUGUCGGGCAUCAUCACCGGCCCGCACUUCAAGGACUACUUCAACCAUCCGGGCGCGGCCGAGAUUGGGACCAUGGUGGCGAUUCUGGAGGUUGGGGCGUUUAUUGCUUCGCUGAGUGUGGGGCGCAUUGGAGACGUGUUGGGCCGGCGGAAGACUAUUUUCUACGGAGCGGUCAUUUUUGUGGUGGGAGGAGCGUGUCAGGCGUUUGCGACUGGCAUGCCGAUGAUGAUGGUGGGCAGGAUCAUUGCUGGUCUCGGCGUGGGUGCGUUGAGCACGAUCGUGCCCGUCUACCAGAGUGAAAUCAGCCCGCCGCAUAACCGUGGCAAGCUGGCGUGCAUCGAGUUCUCGGGAAAUAUCUUCGGAUACAUGACCAGCGUGUGGAUGGACUACUUUUCGAGCUACAUCGAAAGUGACUGGUCGUGGCGGCUGCCGCUUCUGAUGCAAGUGGUUAUGGGAGGGUUAUUGGCGGUGGGCAGUUUCCUGAUCGUCGAGUCACCACGAUGGCUGCUGGACAACGACCACGACGAAGAGGGCAUUGUCGUGAUUGCCAACCUCUACGGCAUGGGCGACAUUCACAGCGUCAAGGCGCGCGACGAGUACCGCGAGAUCAAGAUGAAUGUCCUGAUGCAACGCCAGGAAGGCGAGCGCUCCUACCGCGACAUGUUCCGCCGCUACUACAAGCGCGUCUUCAUCGCCAUGUCCGCCCAAGCGCUGGCCCAGCUGAACGGCAUCAACGUCAUCUCCUACUACGCCCCGCUGGUCUUCGAGCAAGCCGGCUGGGUCGGGCGCGACGCAAUCCUCAUGACGGGCAUCAACGGCAUCACCUAUCUUGCAUCGACCGUGCCACCGUGGUACGUCGUCGACCGCCUAGGCCGCCGCUUCAUCCUGCUCUCCGGCGCGCUGGCCAUGAUUGUCUCCCUCUCCGCCAUCUCCUACUUCAUCUACAUCGACAUUGAACUGUCGGCCACGCUGGUCGUCGUCUUCGUCAUCAUCUACAACGCCGCUUUCGGCUACUCCUGGGGCCCGAUCCCAUGGCUGUAUCCGCCGGAGAUUCUGCCUUUGAGCAUUCGAGCCAAGGGCGCGAGUCUGUCCACUGCGACGAACUGGGCGUUCAAUUGGCUGGUGGGGGAGAUGACGCCGAUUUUGCAGGAGACGAUCAAGUGGCGACUGUACCUGCUGCAUGCCUUCUUCUGCGCUGUUAGUUUUGUCGUCGUCUACUUCAUCUACCCCGAAACAGCCAAUGUCCGUCUGGAAGACAUGAAUUCGAUCUUCGGCGAUGCUACCACGGCGGCACCUACGCCUGCUACGCUGGCGGAAGCCGAGUCGCUAUUCUCGGGCAAUCGCUCGCCCGUCUCGUCAUUCCGUCUAGGCGAUGAGGAUGUGCAGCCUCCGAAUCUGUCACUACAAGCGGCAGAUGGCAAGGACGGCAAUGCGAGUGAAGGCUUGGGCGGCUGGAUAGGCAAUAUGAUGAAGCGGGGCAAGAGAGAGGGCAGUGCUUCCGGGAGUGGACGCUAUCGACAAGUUGGGCAAGACGAGGAUGGUGAUCAAUAACAUGGUGAAUGCAUUCAUAGCAUAUUGGAUAGCUUGGGGGAUGCAUAUUGUUCCAAACCCUUCAACUUCAGGC